Quercus lobata is the source of this 1541-nucleotide messenger RNA. Its product is annotated as RING-H2 finger protein ATL22-like. The transcript has 2 exons. Gene Ontology annotation, molecular function: polysaccharide binding. The coding region runs from base 160 to 1293 and encodes 377 amino acids. The record is from RefSeq and is a predicted model, not a curated record. NCBI's taxonomy places the organism in Eukaryota, Viridiplantae, Streptophyta, Magnoliopsida, Fagales, Fagaceae.
CCUUUCUCAUUGCAGAAUUUCAACUCUCUCUAUUAGUAUAGAGACUUAUGGACUUUAAAAAGUUUCUCUAUAACUCUCUCUAUUCAUCCCAUGUAGCCUAUUAACCGAUUGCCUAAGCCAAACUAUCCCCCACAAGCCGAAUAUUUUGUAGUUUCCACCAUGGCUUCCUUUCAUAUCUUCUUCUCCAUCUCCUUCUUAAUCUUGUUCUUCCUAUGUCACAUAGCAACAAGCCAAAAUUUUUGCCAAACUUCAUCUUGCGGUGACAACGGUUUUCUACCUAUUAAAUUCCCUUUCCAACUAAAUACAACUCAAACCAAAGGUUGUGGCUAUCCAGGAUUCAAUCUCUCAUGCAACACCAAAAGCCAAACAAUUCUUACUCUACCUUAUUCCGGGGACUUCAUAGUCCAAGAUAUCGACUAUAUUAACCAAUUUCUAGUUAUCACCGACCCAGAUCACUGCCUUCCCGAACGGUACCUAAAAAACUUUACCCUAUUGGACUCUCCUUUCCAAUUUAUGAGUACAGGGUAUAAUUUAACCUUCUAUAAUUGCUCCUCCAAUGUAAACAUAUUUGGGGCUGGCCCAAUUGAUUGUGUUAAAAAUAGCGAUAACUAUUCGGUUUGGAUGUCACCAAGUUUUUACUAUGGUGAUCUGGUACCAGCCUCAUGUAGUGUUUUAUUGAAUAGUACUAUGCUACCUUUGUUAGCACCAAAAUGGGUCGGGUUGGUUUGGAGUGAGCCCAAUUGUGGAGACUGUGGUGGAGACUGUGGAUGCUAUAACUAUAAUGUUCAAAGUAGAUCAAGCGAUUCAAGCUCAGGCACCGUUACUGGUCUUCCAAGGAGUGCCAAGUAUGGCAUAAUCAUAGGCGUGGGAAUACCUGGACUACUGUGCUUCAUUGGCCUCGGAUGUUUCAUAUGUGGUAGAGUUCGGGUUUAUGCACGCAGACGCCACCCCAACACACAACUCUCCACCUCUAUCGCUCCACACCGGUCUGUUGUUUUAGUGGGUCUAGAUGGGCCCACAAUAGAGUCGUUUCCAAAGAUACUACUUGGUGAGAGCAAACGAUUACCCAAGCCCAAUGACAACACUUGCCCUAUCUGUUUGUCUGAGUAUCAAGCCAAGGAAACAUUAAGGACUAUACCGGAGUGCAAUCACUACUUCCAUGCUAAUUGCAUAGAUGAGUGGCUAAAAAUGAAUGCAACAUGCCCUCUUUGUCGGAAUUCACCUGAUCAGUCCGCUCUAACUUCUCCUUCAUCGUCAUUGUCAUCAUCUUCAUCAUCAUUAUUAUCAUCAUAAAAGAUUGUGUUCUCCAUUGUAUAUAAUAUGUUCAAGUCGAAUUGAGGAAAUAAUUGUUAUGUGUAAUAAAUAAUUUUUUUAUAGGAAAAUUUAUGUCAAUUUUUGCUAUUGUAGAUAAAUUUGGAGUCGAAGAUAUGGGAAUACCACUAGAAGAGAUAGAUUCAAGUAUAGUGAUUUGUAUUAUUUAUUGUAUUUUAUGAUUGUGCUUUGUUUGCCAUACUAUAUAUGUACGUUUUGGUCUUUUUCAA